AUGCUGUUUGCUGAUAAUGUUAGAAAAAUUAUCAGUGGGGAUACCACCGAUCCGGAUGCCAACGGUGCGAAUAUAUUUGAAGAUCCAAAUAACCGUCCCGUCGCCGUGAGCUCGAUCAUUCAGCAUUCCAGCGACGUAGCAAAAUUUCACCCUUCAUCCCAAUUGCCAAACGAGGCCGCCCCCAAUCUUGAAGAGUUUAUAGAGAAGGUCUCCAUCCUCCGUGGUUUUGCGGUUACCAACUAUCACAGUGAUAGAAUUCGUCAUAAUGGCGAUAUCCAAACACUCUUGAAAGAUGUCAACAAAGUCUAUCUACGCGGCCAUGACAAAGAGCAAAAAAAAACCACAAGCAAGAUCUUAGGUGGGCUCUUGUCGCAUGAGCGCUCUGGCGAGCGCAGUUACAUUGUUUCCCAUCUAGCCAUCGAUAACCUGGGCACCAAUGCUCAUCUGAAGCUUCAUCUGCUGGCUAUCAAACAAAACGUUGACAACGACAAUAAGCGCUUAGUCAAGUUGACGCAGGAUCCCGCCCUGGUGACCGUCACUGAAUCCACGGUGAACCGCGGAUUUCUGGGAUUCAACGCAGAGCAGCUUGGCAAAAAGAUCUCGCGUGCCGAGAUUAAAGAUGUUUUGGAAGAUUUGACUACCCCACAUUGCAUUCUGCUCUCUUAAAGCGCAAAAUGGCGGCUUGUUCUCUGGCAUUGAAAAAAACAUAUACAGCGAAUAUUCUGCAUGUCGAAUAAAAAUAAAGUAGUUCCUUUAUUAAUCUAAGUAUUGUGUCGAUGUGUUCUUCCUAAAGUUGACUCAGUCAGUCAAACCGGUCAUCCUUGUAUCAUGCAAACAUCAAAUAAUCGGCAAAUUUAGCGUGCUUUUUAAAGAUGCGG
Molecule: messenger RNA, 878 nt
Organism: Radiomyces spectabilis
Lineage: Eukaryota; Fungi; Mucoromycota; Mucoromycetes; Mucorales; Radiomycetaceae
Exons: 3
Coding region: 1-666 (221 amino acids)
Source: RefSeq, a predicted model, not a curated record